This is a messenger RNA of Dioszegia hungarica, 1749 nucleotides long. Its product is annotated as fungal-specific transcription factor domain-containing protein. Gene Ontology annotation, molecular function: DNA binding; zinc ion binding. The record is from RefSeq and is a predicted model, not a curated record. The transcript is spliced from 11 exons. Gene Ontology annotation, biological process: DNA-templated transcription. The annotation marks the transcript as partial. Lineage: Eukaryota; Fungi; Basidiomycota; Tremellomycetes; Tremellales; Bulleribasidiaceae.
GGCGAGAAGAGAGGUUGCGGCCAGAUAUGCCCAGUAGGUAUCAUCCGGACUGGGAAGGGCGGCAAGCGCCUCAUCCUAGCCGAAACCGAAGAGCUCCAUCAACGCAUCUCAACUCUUGAGCUCGCGCUCGCCGCCUCGCAGGCCCGUCACUCAACCCAACCCCAUCCUCUCCUAGAAGAUGCGUAUCUUUUCUCUCCUCGGGACCCCGCUCGGCCCCGCGCCUCCGCCUCGGGUCAUGCAGAAGCAGGCGACGAGGAGGAUGUAGUCGACUCGGCCUUCGGAACGCUCACCAUCGGCCGUUCCGGAGAAUCCCGCUUCGUCGGCAGCUUCGCAGGGAGCGAGUACCUCCGUACCGACCAUCUACCCGACGACUCGAACUCUGGUCUGGCCACGCCGCCACCUACCGCAGCGCUCAACUCGAGCUUCGACCUUCGGCUCCAUACUGCCCGGACAGGACCUAUCGCCCCUGGACUCCGGAUCGGAGGUUACGCGGACGGGAGGGACGUAGAUAUCGUGCAGCUGCGGCAGGAGUUGCCUGAUUGGGAAAAGAAGGGGAGGGAGCUCGUACAGAACUGCUGGGAGAACGUAUCGUGGAUGCAUCCCAUCGUCCCCCAGAAUGUGUUCGACACGCAGUAUCUCCAGCUGGCGUACGAUACGCAAAGGGCCAUACAUCCGCAUCAGCUCGCGGUGGUAUAUCUGGUGAUGGCUCUCGGGGUGAUGUUCGACCUGCACCGACCAGCGUUCGAUAAUCGCGCAGCUGAGCUGUUCGCGCUGGGCCAGUCCUGCCUCAGUGCUAUUGGCUUUGAGCAUGCUACGCCGUCUACCGUCAGGGCUUUGCUCCUGUGCGGAACGUAUCUCCUCAAUGACAAACACGGAAGCGGGGCGGAGAUUUAUUGGCCGGUACUCGGAACAGCUAUCAAAGUAGCCUACAGCCUCGGGCUACACCGCGAUGGUUCCGUCUUUGGUCUAUCUGUCGAAGAGACAGAAGAGCGCCGACUGAUCUGGUGGGAGCUCAUCACUUCGGACCGCCUCUUGGCGACCGCGUUUGCUCGGCCGGCAGGGAUUGCGAGUCGGACGACGGAUACCAAGAUGCCUUCUGUCUCGGGUGCGGAGGGAGAUGACUAUCAGCGAACAAGGUUCCGCAUUGCCGAAUUGAUGGAGAAGAUCAAUAAUGUGCAGACGCAGCUGGCAGCAGUACCCCAUACACUCAUCAAGGCGCUAGAUGCCGAGCUGGUCGAGUUCAAGAAGUCCAUCCCCGACUCUUUACUCCCCUCCACGCCCAUCCCCUCCCUCCCUAUGGACUCCACCAUCUCCCCCCAACUCGUCUAUCAUCGCCUCACCAUCCGCCUCCUCCUCGCUCAGUGUCGGCUGCUUCUCAAUCGCCCCUUCUUCGCUCGCGCGCUGUCGGAGAACCACGAAGAUCCGAGCUUCUGCAAGCACGGCGAGCCGUUCUGCGCGCUAUUUGGGGCGGCGCUGGAGAUUGUGCAGGUGGUACAGCAGAUGGUGGUAUAUCAUCCGAGCUUGGUGGCGAGGUGGUGGGUGUACUGGUUCCAUGCCUUUAGCUCUGCUUGCUGCUUUGCCGCUAUCGCCAUUCGAGCUCCCAAGUCCGCAUUCGCCGCUCCUGCCUUUGACGGCCUCACCACCGUCCUCGACCUCGCUACCGCCGCCCCGCCCGGCUGUCGGGCCAAGAAGGGCCUCGCAGUCCUCCUCCGCCUCCGUGCCCGCGCGCAAGACAGUAUGCGCAAAGCC